AUGAGCGAUCAGGCUUUUCACCUGACUGAUACUAAUGAACUUCUACGUCUACUGAUCCAGUCGGCUGGUGCUCUGGGCGAUGUCAUUGGUCUCCUCAACGCUGAUAGCGAUCCUUCGCAACUGCCUCUCGUGAAGGCAGUCAUUGGACUUGUCAAAAAUCUUGGUUUGGAUCGGGAAUGCCGUCGUGAACUUCAGAAGUUAGGCACCACUAGACGACUUACUCUCAUUCUCAAACGCGCCGAUGGCGUGUUUGAGGAAGCAACACGUCAGCGGGGUUCCAUAGUUUCCAAUUCCUCCGAACUUAGCUACAUUGAAGGUGUUCGUCUGGAGGAUCUUCUCGAACUCACCAUGGUAGCUCUUCAAUCUAUGGCAAUGCAUUCACCAGGACGGGCAGAGCUUAUUCAAGCACCGGAUGUCAUUUCUUUGAUUGUUCGGUACCUAUAUGACCAGUCGGAGUACCUUCAGCUUGCUUCCGUUAGUCUCCUUGGUGAGGUUGCUGUCACCAAGGAGGGUGCCCGAGCCAUUGAAGAACAGGGUGGCGUGGCUCGUAUAACAGAGCUGGUGCAGUCAGGCAAUUCCGCCAUUGCCACGUACAGCGCUGCUGUGCUUCAUCGCAUAGCUCAAUCGAAACCGGUGGACUAUCAACGUCGCCUCUCACAGGAACUGCGUAAGUCGCUUUUUGAUGGCGGCGUAGUUACCGGCCAGGAAGCUGCUAUUUCACGGUCAACACCAACCGGAGAGACCAACCCACUUCCGCUCCCACUUCCACGUCGUUCAUGCGCCGGUGAGACUCCGCUUCUGCAGCUGCCUGACGCACCUUGCACUCCCCUUCCUAACGGCCGCGGUGGCAGUUACGCUCAAGACGGU
This is a messenger RNA of Dibothriocephalus latus, 867 nucleotides long. Lineage: Eukaryota; Metazoa; Platyhelminthes; Cestoda; Diphyllobothriidea; Diphyllobothriidae. The record is from the annotation of a GenBank genome assembly.